CGAAAGUGGUCUACAAUUUUUUAUGUCUUCAAAUAAAGUGAUUUUAAGCCCUGGUAAUGAUAAUGGAAUUAUUGAACCAAAAUAUUUUUUAAAAAUUAUUGACGUGAAAACAGGACUAGAAUUAUAAUUGGAAAAAAUAUCAAAAUUAUGAGUGCAAAUUCGAAGGAAAACAAGUUUGUUGAGAAUCGUACGGAAAACGGAGGGGGCGGAAAACCUAAACCAUUUCACAAGUCAGGAUCUUUGUGUAAAGGUCCUACUUUAAUAAUCACAGGAUAUCCUAGAACUGUUAAACGAGCAGCUUUUCAAAAAUUUCUUGCAUCAUUUGGAAAAGUACAUAAAUGUUAUUUUUAUCGAGAUUAUACAACAAUACAAUAUGCGACAGAGAAUACAUAUAAAACACUUUUACAAAGUCCAUUACGCUAUGAAAAUAAUUUUCUAAAGAUAAAAAUUGCCUCCCCAAGUGAAAUACCAAAAAAUAAAAAUGAAAAUGAUCUCACCAAAAAUCUGAAUAAUGGAAUGAAUAUAAUUGAUCCAUUACAAUUGGUGAAUAAAUUAACUGAAUGUAAAACGGCGGAUGAGCAAUUAAUGUAUUUUAUGAAAGAAUUACAACUUCCAUAUCAAGAAAUUAAAACAAAUUACUCAGCACUUUGUCAACAUUUGGAAUUGGCAUUAAAUACAUCAUUAUUUAAAGGAUGUCGCGCAAUGCCGUUUGGAUCAACUGUAACAGGCUUAGCAUUUAAAUGGAGUGAUUUAGAUGUAUUCAUACAAAUUUCUAAUAUAUCCAAUAAUUUAACAAACGCAACAACAUUAGCCGCAAUGUAUGUAAAUGAAUCCAGAAAACCAUUACAACGUCGUUCAGACUUAUUUACAAAAAUUAUAACAAUCACAAAAGCAAAAACACCAAUUGUGAAAUGUAUUCAUAAACCAACAGGAAUUAAUUGUGAUAUUAACUUUAAAAAUAUGUUGGGCGUUUGUAAUAGCAGUUUAGUCAAUUUCUUAUUAAAUAGUGAUGUUCGAUUACGACCAAUGAUGAUGGUGAUCAAAUAUUGGGCGAAAAUUAAUGAUAUUACUGGACCCGGGAAAAUAUCAAAUUAUGCGUUAGUAAUGUUACUGAUAUUUUAUUUACAACAGAAUCCAAAACCAAUAUUACCAAAUAUUUCGAUGUUACAACAUCCAUCAUUUGAUAAAAUUAUAGAGGGCUGGAAUGCGGGCUAUAAUCACAACUUUUAUUUCCACACAAUAAAUGAAGAUUCAAUACCUUAUUUAUUACAUGGUUUUUACGAAUUUUAUAGCACGUAUGAAUUUUCAAUGAAAGUUAUAUCACCAUUCACGGCUACAAGCAUUUCUAAAGCAAUGUUUCAUGAUACUGAAAAAUUAGAAAAUAUUUUUUGGCGAUACAAAGCGAUCAUAUUAAAAGAUGGCGUUAAUAAAUUACAUGUGGAUUCUUGUAUGUGUAUACAAGACCCAUUUGAACAUAACCACAAUCUAACGAAAUGUGUAAAUAAUACAACAAUUAAACAUUUACAAACGUGUUGCACAGCAUCAGCUCUUAUCUGUCGAAAAGCAAUCGAUUCACAAUCGAUAAUAAGUUUAUUACCACAACUUUUCAAAGAAACACCUUUAACCACUAAUUUACCUACCCAAACAAGUAAUUAUGAAAUAACAAUAUUACCCGGUUCUUUAAUAGAACAAAACACCGCUUGCUCGUCAAAUCUGAUAAAUUCAGAAGAACACCAGAGGAAAAUUUGGUAUGAGCGUGUAAACGAAAUUCUUAUGUUAAUAUUAAAAAAAGUCAUGAAAUUUGACAUAAGUUUAACAAAAUGUGAACAAAUCAGUAAAGCACAAAGAACUGGUCAAUCCACGGAUGUACAUGACGAUAUUGUUGAAUCGUUUAAAAUUUCAUGUACAGGUUACUAUGUGUUACACAGUGGCCGUAAAAAGAUUUCCAAGAAAAUUGAUAAAACAACACCGAGCUUAAAACAUGAAAUAGCUAUUUCUGAAUAUAUUCUUGAAAAGUAUUAUAAAACACCCAUUAUUGAUAAAAAACCAAUAUUAGAAUUGGAUAUUGAAUUUAUGGCACGCCGUAAACCAACCAGAAUUGUUUUGGAAGUUAUAAAUCGGCAAGAAAAAUUAAAAAAUUAUUUCAUACCAUGUGCACAAUAUCUACAAAGAUGGUUGCCUUCAUGGAUGGAAAAACAUUUACAAGAAAAUACUGAGGAUAUUUUCACUCCCACUACAUCUUAGCAACAUAAAUUUAUGGCUAACGUGUUAACAUAAAUAUAAUUUUACCGCUUUCAAAAUAUUACAAAAGAACGUGAUAGAUUAUCAUUAAAAACCGGUACCGUUAAGAAAAAAUAUUAAAAAAAAAAAAAUUGUAAUUUUAAG
Molecule: messenger RNA, 2385 nt
Organism: Chrysoperla carnea
Lineage: Eukaryota; Metazoa; Arthropoda; Insecta; Neuroptera; Chrysopidae
Product: poly(A) RNA polymerase, mitochondrial-like
Exons: 3
Coding region: 148-2244 (698 amino acids)
Biological process (GO): mRNA 3'-end processing; mitochondrial mRNA polyadenylation
Molecular function (GO): poly(A) RNA polymerase activity; nucleic acid binding
Source: RefSeq, a predicted model, not a curated record